Alternaria rosae is the source of this 890-nucleotide messenger RNA. Its product is annotated as Erg28 protein. Gene Ontology annotation, cellular component: membrane; endoplasmic reticulum. The record is from RefSeq and is a predicted model, not a curated record. The coding region runs from base 414 to 851 and encodes 145 amino acids. NCBI's taxonomy places the organism in Eukaryota, Fungi, Ascomycota, Dothideomycetes, Pleosporales, Pleosporaceae. The transcript is spliced from 2 exons. Gene Ontology annotation, molecular function: protein-macromolecule adaptor activity.
GGGAGUUGAAUGGUUUUGCAAUAUAUGGUUUUAUCUCGCGUGUUUGCUGCUUCUGACGGUAUUCUUAUACUCGGAUUCAGUUACACAACUGACCUCACACGGGAGGCACGUCGUACACCUUUGGCUAGCCUCUUCGGAACACCUACCUCAUCAUCACAUCUGCUAUCUCCGCUCUUGUACCAUAAUAGAUCAAUAACGAUCAGAUGCCACAGGAAUGGGCUGCAUUUCUUGUUGUGAUUUCAUGAUAGGUUUAUGCUUUGAGUUGAUACCCACACCUCCUGUCACGGGCACAGACCAAGACCUUUAGAUGCCGCUGGAUCUACAGAAGGCUGAACAUUUGCCAAAUACAACACCCGACUUGCGCACGCGUCCACGACUCUAUCCACUUUGCAAGCAACCAAUUGCUCGCCACAAUGGACGCGCUACAAUCCUAUCUUCCUCAAGCGGAGGGUUUACUGCCCAAAUGGCUUCUAUUUGUCGCCAUAGUCUCUGUUGGCAACAGCCUCCAAUGCUACGCCACCCUCUCCUUCACUUCGCGCGUAUACAACCCUACAGCAAUUGAUCCGCCCCCUACCACGCCGAAACACGUAACCGCUCUCUCUUCGCGCACAUUCGGCACAUGGACAUUCUUGACGGGCAUGGUACGACUUUACGCCGCAUAUAACAUAAACAAUCCGAGCUUCUAUCAAUUGGCUUUGUGGACUUACGCUAUAGCCUGGGGACACUUCAUGAGUGAAUGGUUCGUGUAUGGAACUACAAGAUGGGGAAAGCCAUUAGCUGGGCCAGUGAUAGUCGCAACUUCAAGCUUAAUUUGGAUGUGGAUGCAGUGGGAUUUCUACGUCAAGGCCUAGCGUAGCGGGCUGGGGAAGAUGGGGUAUCGAAACAGAGUU